Messenger RNA from Actinia tenebrosa (Australian red waratah sea anemone), 951 nucleotides. RefSeq lists its product as uncharacterized. The record is from RefSeq and is a predicted model, not a curated record. NCBI's taxonomy places the organism in Eukaryota, Metazoa, Cnidaria, Anthozoa, Actiniaria, Actiniidae.
GGUGAUGGCAGUGAUGACGAUAGUAUCCACAUCAACCAAACAGUAGAUCCUGAAUACUAUUCUUCAAGAGCUUGGGAAUCCUACAUUGACCAAGAAUUAGACACCUUUACAGUUUUGCAACCACAAAUUAAUGUCAGUGCAAGCUCCCAGCAAACAUCCCAGUCUGUGCAUCAUCAUCAUAAUAUUCAGAUUGCUAAAUCAUCGCUUGGUACCUCCAAAUUCUGGUUUUUACCACCACAGCUGUCUCAAGCAACUYUGUUUGGAAGGAAUGGUUCUAAUGCCUGUACUUUCAUCUCCUUGUUAAUGGCAAAGGAAUACACUAGCUCACUACAUUAUGCUACUCUCCAAUUGACUUGUAAUUCCGAUCUGAAUCAAACAUGGUUAUCAUUGUUGUUGUCUGCCAUUGCUCGAGGGAACCAGGUAUAUGACAAUGUAACGCAAUCCCUAGGCAAUCCAUUCUUCAGUGUAGCUGAAGCAAAUCACCAUCUAACAGCUGUAAUUGCCCCUGUCACUGUGACAUUGGAGGAAUCCUUGGAUCUUUCUAUUACUUCUGUGGAUCCUCAAGUAUCUCAGAGUUCCCUUGCUUUCUAUCUACAACGGCUAGUUAGAGAACGAAACUUGGCAGCGUUGAUCAUAGCGAACGGGAUGACCGUGUGUUUCGUUGGUCAAAACAACAACGUGUAUUUUUUGGACAGUCAUCCACACUAUUAUGGGCAAGUAUUUGGAGCCAUGGUUGGAAUGGCACAAGUGGAUAAACUCGAAGAAUUCCUCAUCAACAUCAAGCAGCAAAUUUGUCCCAACUUUAACGUUUGCUCUUUGACUUUCGCUUCCUUUGUCUAAUGGUAUGGACCAGAGAACACUGUUUACGAAGGUUUACGAACAUCAUCGAGUUCGAAAAAUACUUUCAGAACGGUAAAUCUAAUGAUCAAACAAAUAAAACUCUCACACAGA